Messenger RNA from Penicillium chermesinum, 357 nucleotides. RefSeq lists its product as uncharacterized. The record is from RefSeq and is a predicted model, not a curated record. The transcript has a single exon. Lineage: Eukaryota; Fungi; Ascomycota; Eurotiomycetes; Eurotiales; Aspergillaceae. Bases 1 to 357 code for a protein of 118 amino acids.
AUGAUCGCCAGCUCAUCAAUCGGCGAACGCCUUGGACAGGUCGUCCACAUCAUCGACCUCCUCCUCUUGUUAGUUUCGGUCGGCGUCCUUUUGAUGGAAGUCUUUGUCGGCGCGCUAUUCAUUACUAUGUUCUUUAUAUGCGGUGCACUCCUUGUCGGAGGCGUCGCAUUCCUUCGAAGUGGAGGGAGCACUGGCAUGGAAGAGUUGAAAGUUCUCUUCAUGAACAAAUGGCUCAUUGGGGCAUACAUUGUUAUCGGCGGGCUUUGGUUCUCAUACUGUGUCCUCACUUACAAAUUUAAGAACUCUGGCUUGUUCCCGCCUAAUAUGGAAUGUCGCCUGAACGGGAAUGUCUUCUGA